CAGAAACUUAAGUGCGUGUUGAGUGUUCCAAGUUUUGGUAUCGCCCGGUUUGUUCUCUCAGUUUUCUUUCUACCCUUCAUCAGACGCCUUACUAAGAAUGUCUCCGGAAAAAAUUCGAGGAGAAAUCCGUGAUUUACCGCGAGAUAAUCCUGCAAAGUGUGAAGGUUUGAUUCGAAAACUGUAUAAACGCAUCACGUCCUUGCAAGAUUACGGUGAGAAAGAGAAUCUGCUUGAUGAGCUGGAAGGUGUCGCCUGCUGGGGAUUGCAAGAGGACCUGGAGAAAAUGUUGAAAGAAAAUGGGUUGCACCUAGAAGCGUUACCCCUGGUUGUGAGAUACCUGACAAAUACAGGACAGCUUGCGGAAUAUUUGUACAGACAUUCUGAAGAGGAUUUAGAGAAGGAAGGCUUGGCGAGUGUAAACAAGCGGCUUCGACCACAUCUUGAAGUGCAUGGAGGCCUCAUUGCUGAAGGAAUCGAUGUCACAAAGGAAUGGGUGAAAAGGCUUUGUGAGAAAGCUCCGUCACUUAAGGUACUUUCUCGGCUAGAAUCAAGUGAACUUCAGUCUUACUGCCAAGGAGCUGAUGACGGAGAAAUGGACCAAGUUCGCCAUCUGGUUGAAACUGCUAAGUUUAACGAAAAAAAAAAGCUUCCCGACGUUCCACAAGAUGAUGGACUCGUGCAAGACACUAAAGCAACGAAAGCAGUAGAUGAAGCAAAUCUAAAGAAGGCAAAAGAACUGAUGAAUGAAGCUAAAACAAUGGCUACAGACAAAUCGGAAACAGCAAAGAAGGCCGUCAACGACAAAAUAAAAUUAAUUAUGGAAACAAUUGAGCUACCUUUAGAAUGGUUCAAGCAAGAUCAAAUGCAACCAGAUCAAAUGUUUCAACAGUUAGAUCAGAUAAUUGACCGAUGUAGCGAAGUUGUGGAAGCAAAUGAAAUUUACAAGAACGCGGUAGAGGUGAUCACCAAAGCCAGUGCUGGGAAGGCACUGUUCGGAAUUUAUCAUUCUGAAUAUGUAGUACCAAAACCAGCGGGCAGACCACUUCUCCUGCCACCAACAGAUGCGUCAUUAACCAAUCCAAGCAUAUCUAAGGAUAUGAAGUUUAUGAAGUUCUCUUCCCAAGGAGCAGCUGCAGAUUAUAUCCGAACUGUUGAGUCCUUAAAUACAAAUAUUGGUCUCGCUAUAGCUGGUCUUGAGGGCUUACUCUUUGGUGAGGUACAAGGAGCUCGUGGUUCUGAGCAGCUGAAACAAUUUCAUAAUUCUUUCAAAGAAUGUUCAACCAGUGCGUCUGUCCUUCAUUACACCCGGACGCCAACAAGAUCAUUUUUGCUGGAACGUAACCAAAUAAAACUUUGUGAAUCAGCAAGGAAAAUGGCAAGAUCCAUUGUUCAAGAUACUGAAAUAGAUAAGGUCCAACAGCAAGACAUGGCUCGCGAAUUCUUUAAACGUUUUGGGAGUCAUUUUCCGGCCGGUGUUCAGACUCUUGGUGGCGUGUUUUUCAGCAUCGCCGAUGCUGAAAGCAAAGGAGCAAAAAAGAAAUUCGAGCUAAUGGAGGCAGCUACGGAUUAUCUUAAAGGGCAAAUGUCUGUUGGAUUUCUUGGGGUCUUCAAUAUUGGAGGAAGUAUUGCUGGUGAGCACACCUCGUCUAAAGGUAGUAAUGUGGGAAAGUACAAGGAAAGUCUUGACAAAGUCUUUACCUACUCUGUCAGAUCCAUUGGGCCUACAGCAACAAACACCAGUACUUUUCAGAAACUUCUGUCUUACAACUCAACCUGGGCUUUGAUCGACCGAGGGCCUGUUGAAGGGUACAUACCAGUAUGGGAACUGUUAAAAGAUCUUGGCGGUGUGUACAAAACAGCAGCUGACGUCCUGGAAAAAAUUUGGCAGUGUGACGAAAAUAAAAGGAAAGUUCGAAAAAUCGCAAAAGAUGAGUUGUUGCUUAUGAAGGAAGGCUUCAUCGCGGGGACGAGACAGCUUCCUCGUACAACACUCAACUUAUUUCGGGAAACUCUAGUGUGUACUCGAAAGUUUGUGGACGUAGCAGAUGCCAUUGAUGAAGCGAUAGAAUUCAUCAUAGAUGACCCGCAGAACAAUAUCUGUGUGGUUAUUUGCGACCCAUCAACCAUCUUGCCGUUUCGAUUUCCUCUCAUUUUGCAAUGCCAUAAAGUUCCUGGCGAUGAGCCGCUGGACGCCGCCGUCUCCGGCACUUCCAAUACUGUAAAUAUUCUCCCUACUCCAUGGUUGGAUUCCUUUCUUUUUUUUCUGUUUCAUGAGAGACCGCUAAGAGUGAACGUUUUCCACAUCUUUAGUGAAACGUUCUUCAAACAGACAAAUCACGUUCUUUAA
This is a messenger RNA of Pocillopora verrucosa, 2347 nucleotides long. RefSeq names its product interferon-induced very large GTPase 1-like. The record is from RefSeq and is a predicted model, not a curated record. Lineage: Eukaryota; Metazoa; Cnidaria; Anthozoa; Scleractinia; Pocilloporidae.